This is a messenger RNA of Odobenus rosmarus divergens (Pacific walrus), 1714 nucleotides long. It is a transcript of the gene IGSF11, whose product is annotated as immunoglobulin superfamily, member 11. The coding region runs from base 98 to 1312 and encodes 404 amino acids. Gene Ontology annotation, cellular component: cell-cell junction. Gene Ontology annotation, molecular function: ionotropic glutamate receptor binding. The record is from RefSeq and is a predicted model, not a curated record. The transcript is spliced from 7 exons. Lineage: Eukaryota; Metazoa; Chordata; Mammalia; Carnivora; Odobenidae. Gene Ontology annotation, biological process: homophilic cell-cell adhesion.
ACCCGACUGCCCCAAGAGCACCGAGAGCCCGGCCCGCGUCUCCGCCGUCGCGACGAGGAGCCGGGCGGGCGGCGGGCGCGCUCCCCGCGGCCCCGGGAUGACUUCUCCGGGCUCUCCGUUGGCGCCUCUGCUGCUCCUCUCUCUGCACGGUGUCGCAGCUUCCCUGGAAGUCUCCGAGAGCCCUGGGAGUAUCCAGGUGGCUCGGGGCCAGACGGCAGUCCUGCCCUGUACCUUCACUACCAGCGCUGCCCUCAUUAACCUCAAUGUCAUUUGGAUGGUCAUUCCUCUCUCCAACGCUAACCAGCCUGAGCAGGUCAUUCUGUAUCAGGGUGGACAGAUGUUUGAUGGUGCCCCCCGGUUCCAUGGUAGGGUAGGAUUUACAGGCACUAUGCCAGCCACCAACGUCUCUAUCUUCAUUAAUAACACUCAACUGUCAGAUACAGGCACCUACCAGUGUUUGGUCAAUAACCUUCCAGAUAGAGGGGGCAGAAACAUUGGGGUCACCGGUCUCACAGUUUUAGUUCCCCCUUCUGCCCCACACUGCCAAAUCCAAGGAUCCCAGGAUAUCGGCAGUGAUGUCAUCCUGCUCUGCAGCUCAGAGGAAGGCAUCCCUCGGCCAACUUACCUUUGGGAGAAGUUAGACAAUACCCUCAAACUACCUCCAACAGCCACUCAGGACCAGGUCCAGGGGACAGUUACCAUCCGGAACAUCAGUGCUCUGUCUUCAGGCCUGUACCAGUGCGUGGCUUCGAAUGCCAUCGGAACCAGCACCUGUCUGUUGGAUCUCCAGGUUAUUUCACGGGCAUUCUUUUACUGGAGAAGCAAAAAUAAAGAGGAGGAGGAAGAAGAAAUUCCUAAUGAAAUAAGAGAGGAUGAUCUUCCACCUAAAUGUUCUUCUUCUGCCAAAGCAUUUCACACCGAGAUAUCCUCUUCAGAGAACAACACAUUGACCUCUUCCAAUACCUACAACAGUCGAUACUGGAGCAACAAUCCAAAAGUUCCUAGGAACACGGAGACCUUCAACCACUUCAGUGACUUACGCCAGUCUUUCUCUCUCCACUCAGGCAAUGCUAACAUCCCAUCCAUCUAUGCUAAUGGGAACCAUGUGGUCCCAGCUCCACAUAAGACUCUAGUAGUGACAGCCAACAGAGGGUCAUCCCCGCAGGUGGUGUCCAGGAGCAAUGGCUCAGUCAGCAGGAAGCCUCGGCUUCAGCACACACACUCGUACACCAUCAGCCAAGCAACACUCGAGCGAAUUGGUGCUGUCCCUGUCAUGGUGCCAGCCCAGAGUCGGGCUGGGUCCUUGGUAUAGUACCUGGGCGGACAGAGUGUUCAUAACAGGGUCAGUGGAGUGCCCCACGCAGGGGGAGGGGGGGUGAGCAAGUGCGGGGAAAGAAACACUUUCCUUAUAAGGAUACUAGUAAAAAGCACAAAGGAAAAGGCAGUGCUGUUACCUGGCCAGUGAAAUUUGUGACAUGAACUGGAAUUCUUCAUCUUGAAGACUUGUUUCCCCACCACAGAUGUCCCAGCAUUCUGUUCAAAAAACUGGAUCUCAAAGAUGUGCCAAGCCAAGAAAAAAGAUAUAAGAGCAGAAUAACACUUAAAACCCAAACUAUAGUCCAGAUGGGCUUGUUCUUUAAUUCAUGCCUAACUUAAUUAUUUUUCAAGAGACUAAAGUGCCAGGUGAAGCUUAAAUAAUGAAAUUAUUUAAAAA